Molecule: messenger RNA, 670 nt
Organism: Megalobrama amblycephala (Wuchang bream)
Lineage: Eukaryota; Metazoa; Chordata; Actinopteri; Cypriniformes; Xenocyprididae
Gene: ttc32
Product: tetratricopeptide repeat domain 32
Exons: 3
Coding region: 46-456 (136 amino acids)
Molecular function (GO): protein binding
Source: RefSeq, a predicted model, not a curated record
CACUAAUUAAUAUUCAUGAGUUGACUGUCGACAGUAGCGCGUCUCAUGGAGGACAGCGAACUCAUAAUCCUACAAAAAGCACAUGAUGAGUUCAGCAGUAAGAAUUUUAAACGAGCAGAGGAAUUAUACACAAAAUUCAUCGAGUCCUGCACCAAUUCCAGAAAAUGCAAUGCUCAUGAUUUGGCCAUCGCCUAUAAUAAUCGAGGGCAGGUGAAGUAUCUCAGGGUGGAUUUCUAUGAAGCUAUGGUUGACUAUACUUCGGCCAUAGAGAUCAACAGCCAAUUUGAAGUGCCACUUUAUAACAGAGGAUUGAUACGUUACAGAUUAGGCUUUUUCAAGGAGGCUGAGAGUGACUUUCGGAGAGCCCUGGAGCUGAAUCCUGAUUUUAAAGAUGCUAAAGAAAGUUUGAGUCAGACGCUCUGGGACAGCGAAGAAAAGAUGAAGAGAGGCUACUAAUGAGAGCAAAUCAUUAAAUUUUACAUAUCUCAUCUGAACCAAGUGGAUUGAACUGUUGCGUCAACAAUAAGUUAUAAUAGGCUUGCAGAGCUGGGUAGAUUACUUAUGAAUUGUAAUCAGUUACUGAUUACAAAUUACAUGACAAAAUUUGUAAUCAGUAAUAUAAUCUCAGAUUACACAUUUUUGGUAACAUAAUCGGACUACUUUUGGAUUA